CUGCGUUGGAGGGAUUCUACUCGCUAUAUCGCCCCUGUUCGCCACUUCCAAGACGCUGAAUGAGUCUUUUGCACCGCCACGAUGUGCAUGAGGCACCGCCACGUCCGCGAUCAGCGAAGAGGAAUCCAUCACACAAUACUUCGCGCGAUUUCCCUGGUACGGACUAUUCCCCGGGUAAAGCUCGAGCUCAUCUGAACCGCAAGUCGAACUACGACAGCGACCAGAGUUUGUUGAAGAUGUUGAACUCGACGGUGGCGUGCUUAAAGCAGAAGAAGAUGGACUUGGAAGCGCUGGGAUGUCUAGAGCAGAGUUUGUGGCUCAAGCGACGCAUGUUCGGGGCGAAUAGUUCGGCUGUGCUGAAGGCACUGCACGAGGUGAUGCUGAGCUACAACUCUGUAGCGAUGCAGUACCUCGCUCAAGGACAGUUUGACCAGUGUUUAGCCAUGUUACGGAAAGCUGAAGCUAUCGUGGCGCCUGGGAACUUCAGGCGAAGUCAGGCCCUGCAGAUUCUAACAUUUAACAACAUCGGCUGUUGCUAUCGCAAGCUAGGAAAGCUGAAAUCAGCGCUUAAGUAUCUAAAAGAGGCUGCUCAGAUCGGAUCUGGCUCAGCACACGUGAAGAACCUUUCCAUUACGCACCUCAACUUGUGUGCGAUUCAGUCUCAACUCGGCCGUCACGAUCUGGCAUUGGAACAUGCACAAGCUGCGAUUUUCCAUACGCAAGAAGAGCUCGUGAGUCUCGAAGGUGGAGCCCGUGAUGAAGAUGAUAGAGACCAAGACGCGUUAGACGCUAAGACGCGUGAAGAGAAAAUUAUCUCGCUCGCUGUAGCGUACCACAAUUUGGCGGUGGAGCUCGAGUUUAAUGGACGAGGUGAAGCGAGUUUGCAAUGGUACAAGAAAGCUCUGCAGCUGGUGUGGAAGUACCGCGAGACCAAUGAAGCCUUGUGUGAAUCUUUUAAAAAGAUUUUCCUCGACGCGAAGAAGAAGCAGAAAACCGCAAACAUCCGACAGAACGGGAUUCCUGCUUCAGCGUUUACAGCAAACAAGGGGCGACGUCCGCUUACUCGCCCCAAAUCAGCUCAUGCAUCUAGGAGUACGAACGACAUUGAUAGGGGAGAUGUAUCGUACAGCUCCACAGUUGCGUCUCACUGCUAUAAAGCCACAAAGCCCUCGACAGCAGGACUUCGUUACGGUACUGCAGCCACUGAAAGUGGGAAAACAAUGCGCCCAACGUCGGCGACGAUGCGACAGCGACCAGUGUCUGCCAAGCCAUCAACUCGGCCAGACCCCCGUGACUCAGAAGACACGUUUGAAUUGCACUGGAGGAGGCUGGAGAAGGAGCACGAUCUCAACGACGUUCAACCACCACCCGAAAAGAAAACUAGACGACCUCAAAGCGCAAGCAGCGCCAGUACAGCAGCGCGUCGAAAUCAAACACAGCGGCAGCAUAAACUGCAGGGGCAGCUGUUCUUUGGAGCUCAAGAUGAAGAUUUUAUUGGAAACGACGAGGACUACGGCGUGAUAAAUGACGAUGCGAGUGACGAUGAGUUUGAUAAUUACCCCGGAAAUAAUCAGCAGGAGGGGGAAGUCGACAGCAAGAAGCGUUGUGGACGACCUGGUAAUUCAAGAAAAGAGCGCUCGAGUGCCACAGGAGGGUCAAGACAUCGCCGGGUUCUGGAUAUUAGUCGCUCUCAAACUUCUUUGGGCCCAAGCGAAACGAUCAGUGACAUUGUUCUUGAAGAGGGGUCCCCCAGUGGAACGCAUACUGGUUACAACGGGGACGACGAUACGGACCAGGAUCUACCAGCUCAGCGCGUUUGCCACAUGGAGUAUCUACGUCGCAUGAAAAAACUGGCUGAUAGCAUUAAGGAAGAUAUGAGUGGGGCGGAAUGCAGCAAAAGUGUCAACGCCCCGAAGCUCGACGUCCAAACUUCGCGACCAAAUUGA
Molecule: messenger RNA, 1946 nt
Organism: Phytophthora infestans T30-4
Lineage: Eukaryota; Oomycota; Peronosporomycetes; Peronosporales; Peronosporaceae
Exons: 2
Coding region: 237-1946 (569 amino acids)
Molecular function (GO): protein binding
Source: RefSeq, a predicted model, not a curated record